Lacerta agilis (Sand lizard) is the source of this 860-nucleotide messenger RNA. RefSeq names its product SEBOX homeobox (gene SEBOX). Gene Ontology annotation, molecular function: DNA binding. NCBI's taxonomy places the organism in Eukaryota, Metazoa, Chordata, Lepidosauria, Squamata, Lacertidae. Bases 1 to 597 code for a protein of 198 amino acids. The transcript has 3 exons. The record is from RefSeq and is a predicted model, not a curated record.
AUGGGCAGUAAGGACCGGUCGCGCGUCCUCCGGGUGCCGCCGCCCUUCCUCUUCCCCGACGGGGCGGCCGGAGAGCGCGGGGCGCAGCCUGGUGGAGGUCCCCGGACGGAGGGAGGAGGCGGCGGCUGCGGCGGCGGCCCCAGGAAGAGGAAGCGGACCACCUUCAGUCGGGGCCAGUUGAGCGAGCUGGAGCGCGUCUUCGCCGCCCUCCCCUACCCGGACAUCGGGACGCGCGAGCGCCUGGCCGAGCUCACGCAGCUGCCCGAGGCCAAGAUCCAGGUCUGGUUCCAGAACCGCCGCGCCCGCAGGAUGAAGAGCAGCGCCGCGCCCCUCCGGGCUCAGGCUGGCAGCAAGCCCGAUGGGCAGCCGGGACUGAGCCCCACGCCGCCGCCCGGCAACGCCUCUGUCUUCCUAGGCUGGGAGGAGGCGGCGCCCCCUCGGUGGCCGGGGAGCUCCGUCCGAGAAGAGGAAGAGGCCGCGGCGUGGACCGCCCUGUCGAGCCGCUGGGACGCCCUUCCUCCGCCUCGCACCUCCCUGGGCACCAUAUCGGACCUCAUCUACAGCGCCGCCCUGGUGGCCAACUUCGGGGACCUCUAGACGCCGGCGUGGGCGCACAGUCGAGGAAGAUCUGGUGCUGGGUGAGAGGUGGAUGGAAGCCUGGCUGGGUGGGAGCUGGAAGCAGCAAUAGGGGAAGGCUAGAGCAGCGUUUCUCCUCCUGUCAACCAUCGUUCCUUUGUGUAACAGGCUCCUUCCUGGGAAGGGGAGAGGGCUGUCUCUGUUGGAGUCCAAUGGUAUCUGGGCACCCCCCCCCCCGUUUAAAAAUGCACCUGGCCGCAUUAAUCUGCUGGCUUUUCUCCUCU